AUGCUCUUUCUUCCAAUUUUUUUGUCGACCAUUCUUGGUUUCACAGGCACCCACGCCACGCCUUUGGCAGCAACAGGCCAGAUGAAUCACGUUGAACGCGAUGUUGGAUUGAAUGCGUUCUUGGCCAUCCUUCUUGCCAAUAUGCCAGCUAUCAAUGCCCCUCUGACCGAGGCCACUAGUCUUAUUACUGCAUUUGAUAAGAUCCUUGGCACUUUGACUGGUGCCAGAGACACACGAAAUGGGUUGGGAGGGCCAUGCAAAGAAUGGACCGUUAUCUUUGCUCGUGGUACAGCCGAGUCGGGCAAUGUCGGGGUCCUUGUUGGACCACCCUUGUUUGAUGCUCUGGGUGAUAAAUUCGGAUCUUCGACACUCGCCAUUCAGGGAGUCAAUAACUACUCGGCAUCGGUUGAGGGGUACUUGGCAGGCGGAGACCCAGCAGGAAGCUCUGAAAUGGCUCGCCAAAUCGAGGCAGCGAAAUCCCAAUGCCCCGAUACAAAAUUGAUUAUAUCCGGUUAUUCUCAAGGUUGCCAAAUCAUGCAUAACGCAGUCUCUAAGCUUCAAGCCACAACCGCAAGCUGGAUUAGUAGCGUUCUGCUCUUCGGAGAUCCUAUGAAUGGCCAACCUCUUGCAAGUGUCCCCUCCUCUAGAGUAUUCACAUCGUGCCACGCUGGAGACGAUAUCUGCAAUGAUGGACUCCUUAUUGGUCCUGCCCAUCUGACCUACGCCCUGGAUGUCACUGCUGCUGCCAAUUUUGCAGCUACGCGUGGCUAA
Molecule: messenger RNA, 771 nt
Organism: Penicillium subrubescens
Lineage: Eukaryota; Fungi; Ascomycota; Eurotiomycetes; Eurotiales; Aspergillaceae
Product: cutinase family protein
Exons: 4
Coding region: 1-771 (256 amino acids)
Biological process (GO): carbohydrate catabolic process
Cellular component (GO): extracellular region
Molecular function (GO): cutinase activity
Source: RefSeq, a predicted model, not a curated record